This is a messenger RNA of Sinocyclocheilus anshuiensis, 1961 nucleotides long. Its product is annotated as phosphatidylinositol 5-phosphate 4-kinase type-2 alpha-like. Gene Ontology annotation, molecular function: 1-phosphatidylinositol-5-phosphate 4-kinase activity; 1-phosphatidylinositol-4-phosphate 5-kinase activity. Gene Ontology annotation, cellular component: plasma membrane. The record is from RefSeq and is a predicted model, not a curated record. The transcript is spliced from 10 exons. Gene Ontology annotation, biological process: phosphatidylinositol phosphate biosynthetic process. Bases 737 to 1951 code for a protein of 404 amino acids. NCBI's taxonomy places the organism in Eukaryota, Metazoa, Chordata, Actinopteri, Cypriniformes, Cyprinidae.
GCUGUCAGUCCGUCAGUCUGGUAUAGCAGUGCGGAUGAGCCGGAUGCGCCAACUUUAAGCAAUAUAGCUGACAAAAUUCACACCGAAUUCAGACUCGGACACGUUCCGCACUCGGAAUACUGGCUGUGCCUAAAAAUAAACACCUUUUCGGGGCAGACAAACGACGAAGAAAGAAAGUGGGAGUGGGAUUUUGCUUGAGACAUAUUUGAAGGGUUGUUGGCUUAGCCUGACUGGGUGAGUUAGCAUGCUAACGGAGCAGCGCUGCAGUGGAUGUCUCCACCCGCUCUUUUUUCUUCAAAUUAAACUGACGUCGCUCAAAUUACAUUUUAUUCUUCAUUUUCAGUGGUAUCGGUCAGUAUUUGGUUUGUUUUUUCUUUAAGCGAAGUGUUAGAAAAGCUCCCGAGGGGAGACUGACUCGGCAGGCUAACUAGUUAGCAAGUAAGGAGGGCUUACUAAUGAAGUCUUAAGGAGCUUUUGCAGUUUACGGACGAAAACUUACAAAUAAUACGGCUUUUUGCUCUGAACUUUAAUGUUAUAUGUAACAGCAGUCUUUUUGUAGCACAUUUGGCGAGAUAUUAAUCUGUCUAGCGAUCUAAUAGUUGAGUUGGUACAGCUAGCUGGCUGCGGUUAGCUAACUGAACGUUAUGCCAACUGAUAUUUUACUAAGAGGACCCCACUAGCUUAAUUAAAACACUUGUCACUGUGUGAUAGUUAAUUUAUUGUUAUACAACAAACAAUGGCAUCGGCUAGUAACACUGUCUCAUCGUUUGCGAGCAAAACAAAAACGAAGAAGAAACACUUCGUGUGUCAAAAAGUGAAGCUGUUUCGUGCCAGCGACCCUCUCCUCAGUGUUCUCAUGUGGGGAAUAAACCAUUCGAUAAACGAGUUGAGCCAUGUUCAGAUCCCCAUCAUGCUUAUGCCUGAUGACUUCAAAGCCUACUCGAAGAUUAAGGUGGACAACCACCUUUUCAACAAAGAGAAUAUGCCAAGCCAUUUUAAGUUUAAAGAGUAUUGCCCUCUUGUUUUCCGUAAUUUGAGAGAGAGGUUCAGCAUCGAUGACCAGGACUUCCAGAACUCUUUGACCCGCAGCGCACCCCUCGUCAGUGAAGCUCAGGGCCGUAGUGGUGCUCGCUUCCACACCUCCUACGACAAGAGGUACGUCAUCAAAACCAUAAGCAGCGAGGACGUGGCUGAGAUGCACAACAUCCUCAAAAAGUACCACCAGUAUAUUGUGGAAUGUCAUGGUACCACACUGCUGCCACAGUUUCUAGGCAUGUACCGCCUCACUGUAGAUGGAGAUGAGACUUAUAUGAUAGUCACACGCAACGUUUUCAGUCACCGGUUGUCUGUGUAUAAGAAAUAUGACCUGAAGGGAUCUACUGUUGCCAGAGAGGCAAGUGACAAAGAAAAGGCUAAAGAACUCCCCACGUACAAAGAUAAUGACUUUAUCAAUGAUGGACAGAAAAUAUACAUCGAUGAAGAGAGUAAGAAAACCUUCCUUGAUAAGCUACGAAAGGACGUGGAGUUCCUUGCUUUACUGAAGUUGAUGGACUACAGUCUUCUGGUUGGGAUCCAUGACGUGGAAAGGGCAGAACAAGAGGAGUUGGAGAGUGAAGAUAAUGAAGGAGAAGAGGAAGGAGAGAGUGAUGGAGGCAUUAUCGGCACUCCUCCUGACAGUCCCAGUAACACUCUGGACAGCGCUAAACCACUCUUGCCGGGAGACUUCGACCCCAGUAUUGACGUCUAUGCCAUCAAAAGCCAUGACAAUUCUCCCAGAAAGGAGGUCUAUUUUAUGGCUGUUAUUGACAUCCUGCAGCAUUAUGAUGCCAAGAAAAAGGCCGCUCAUGCAGCCAAGACAGUAAAGCAUGGGGCUGGGGCAGAGAUUUCCACCGUGAACCCAGAGCAGUACUCCAAGAGAUUCUAUGACUUCAUCACUACCAUUCUGCCCUAGUCCGAGACAG